Molecule: messenger RNA, 2435 nt
Organism: Loxodonta africana (African savanna elephant)
Lineage: Eukaryota; Metazoa; Chordata; Mammalia; Proboscidea; Elephantidae
Gene: CCN3
Product: cellular communication network factor 3
Exons: 5
Coding region: 113-1177 (354 amino acids)
Biological process (GO): cell adhesion; signal transduction
Cellular component (GO): extracellular region; extracellular matrix
Molecular function (GO): heparin binding; integrin binding
Source: RefSeq, a predicted model, not a curated record
ACUUGCGCGGUGGCGCAGGCGGAGCGGCGACUCUGAACCCGGGGACCGCAGGCAGCAACACUAAAGCGUAGAAAGUCUCCUUUCAGUAAGAGCGGCAGAAAAACGCCCGAGCAUGCAGAGCCUGAGCCUCUGCCUGCGAAAGCAGCGCCUUUGCUUGGCCUUCCUGCUCCUCCAUCUCCUGGGCCAGGUCGCUUCGGCUGAGCGCUGCCCUUCGCCGUGCCCAGGCCAGUGCCCCACGGCACCGCCGAUCUGCGCCCCCGGGGUGCCCGCUGUGCUGGACGGCUGCUCCUGCUGCCUGGUGUGCGCCCGCCAGCGCGGCGAGAGCUGCUCGGAGCUGGAGCCUUGCGAGGAGAGCAGCGGCCUCUACUGCGACCGCAGCGCCGACCCCCGCGCCCAAACUGGCAUCUGCAUGGUGCUAGAAGGAGACAACUGUGUUUUCGAUGGGGUCAUUUACCGCAGUGGAGAGACCUUCCAGCCGAGUUGCAAAUACCAGUGCACCUGCAGAGAUGGGCAGAUUGGCUGUGUGCCCCGCUGCAACCACGACCUGCUCUUGCCCCGGCCUGACUGCCCAGCUCCAAGAAAAGUUGAAGUACCUGGGGAGUGCUGUGAAAAAUGGAUCUGCGACCCCGAUGAUGAGGAGGGAUUGGGAGGUAUUGCCCUACCAGCCUACAGACCAGAAGCCACCCUAGGAGUUGAAGUCUCUGACUCGAGCGUCAACUGCAUUGAACAGACCACAGAGUGGAGCGCCUGUUCCAGGAGCUGCGGCCUGGGCUUUUCCACGCGGGUCACCAACAGGAAUCGGCAGUGUGAGAUGGUGAAGCAGACUCAGCUCUGCAUGGUGCGGCCCUGCCAACAAGAGCCUGAGCAAUUAGCAGAUAAGAAAGGGAAAAAGUGCCUCCGCACGAUGAAGUCGCUCAAAGCCAUCCACCUGCAGUUCAAGAACUGCACCAGCCUGCACACCUACAAGCCCAGGUUCUGUGGGGUCUGCAGCGACGGCCGGUGCUGCACCCCCCAUAACACCAAAACCAUCCAGGUGGAGUUCCAGUGCUCCCCAGGGCAAAUCAUCAAGAAACCUGUGAUGGUCAUCGGGACCUGCGCCUGUCACACCAACUGUCCUCAGAACAACGAGGCCUUCCUCCAGGAGCUGGAGUCCGACACCAGUAGAGAAGAAAUGUAACAAGUGUCCCUGGAGUAAGCCCUCCUACAGAGGCCAAGUGUAGCUACUGCAUGACCCACCCCCAAUGAAUAUAAGGAAAAGAAUGAAGUCAUUCUUUCAUCCCUGAGCCCUGUGUAGCAUAUUUUCUUUAGCCACGUGAGGUCAUUUAUAUCUAUCUUUUGUUUUGUUUUUUUAAUCAAAGAUAUGAUUAACUGUAAACUUUGAAUGAAGGUAAGCUCAGGAUAUGGCUUAGGGAUGACUUACUUUUGGGCGGUGCUUUUUACAAAUGCAAAUGUCUAUGAAUUUCAGAAAUCAGAUAUAUGUUUUACCUUAUAGAGUAUAUCACAUUACAAUCAUUUUAUAUUGUGUAGACUAGUGCAAUCCCCAAAAAGUUACUGUAAUUAAUGACAUGGUGGAGCCCAAGAUCAUACUGAACGUAUCUUCGUACAAAUAUUUGACCAUAUAUUAAGGUUUGAUUUGAGGAUUCUUGGUUGAGAUCCCAUUAUGGGUACCUCAAUUCUGAACUUUCAAGUUCAAGAUCUGAGGCAACGUACAGUUCUUCAACUUGAAAUCCAGAGACUGUUAAUAGUGUGUUUUGUUGUAAACUAGGAGUUACGCUGUGUCUGCAGUAAUGAAAUGUUUGUUAAUUAAGUGAACUGGUGUAAAAAACUGAGAAAUUGACUCCUUUCCCAUAGAAAGAAGCUUAACCAGAGAAUGCUCCUUGAUACAGAGAUGACGGGGCCCUAGCAUUUGUCUGUCCUAGAAGCUGCAGAGGCUUACUAAUUUUUUAAUCCAGCAGAAGCAGACGAGAUCAGCAGGAAUCCUCUUAUCUUACUUACGAGUAAACUGAGGCCCAAAGCCCUUAAAUGAAUCAAAGUCAUAACCCCUGAUGACUUUCAAAUGUGCAUUUAGUGGAAUUUAACAGAAUCAAUUAUUGGGGUGCAGUUACCAUAAAUUUUAUGGCCGUUUAGAAUCAUCAUAGACAUGUCCAAAACUUAUCCAUGGGCUAUAAUUAUGGAAAACUCACAAGCAAGAUAUAUGUGUAUAGAAACAUAUAUCUAAUUUGUCAGGAUACAAGAUAGGCCUAAAAAUUACAUCUGUACAUUCCUCUAAUGUCAUCAUUAAAGUAUUUAUGUAAAUAUAAAUUGUACAUUUUGUAAAAUAUCUGUUUUAAUUUCUGUACUUGUCCAAUGGCACUAAAUAAACGUGACCUUAUCUGUGCGUGACUCAGCUAUGACUUUGUGCUUGUAAGUUUAGCAUUACCGCUUAUUGGAAAUAA